Ruditapes philippinarum (Manila clam) is the source of this 2566-nucleotide messenger RNA. Its product is annotated as multiple epidermal growth factor-like domains protein 10. NCBI's taxonomy places the organism in Eukaryota, Metazoa, Mollusca, Bivalvia, Venerida, Veneridae. The coding region runs from base 124 to 1365 and encodes 413 amino acids. The record is from RefSeq and is a predicted model, not a curated record. The transcript is spliced from 7 exons.
AUUUCUUUCGUAUGUAUAAUCUACAUGCAUCUCAAUUUCUCUUCCUUAUUUAAAUUUAUGCCUUUGAAUAUACGCUCGUUUCAAUAAAUGUUGGAUUGAUGACAGUGAUUCAGAAACCAAAUAAUGGGAAUCUUUAAGUUGAUUAUGCAUGCCACUGUCACAUGGCUUAUUGUGUGCAAAACAGCAAAAGGGAGUGGUAUAGAUUGUACUGUGGAUUGUGCAUGUUGCAUAGACAGAAAAUGUGGAGCAGGUCAUUUUUUUCAAAACGAAUGUAAGCUAGGCUGUAUCGAUGGCUAUAGUGGUGCUCGCUGUUAUGAAAAAUGUAUACACAACUGUACAAAAUGUGAUAACUUUGAAGAUACAGAAAACUGCACUGCGUGUUAUGAUGGAUAUUAUCUUGGUCCUGCUAGAGACUGCACAUCACAAUGUUUACCUGGAUGUAAAACAUGCACGUCAGGUACCACGUGUACAUCAUGCAAGGAGGGAUAUUAUAAUGACAAUGGUCACAAAGACUGUCGCUAUCGUUACUGUUCUGAAAGUUGUAAUUGUGAAAAUAAUCAGUGUGUGUCAUGUAAGGACGGUUAUUACGAUACCAGUAUUAAUUGUUAUAGCUUAUGUCCAGGUAACUGUGUCAAUUGUUCAGCUUAUACUGAUUGUGGAUCGUGUAAGGAUGGGUAUUUUAAAGGUUACAAGAAUAACAACAUAAGUUUUCCUUUGUUAAACGACUGUACAUACAAAUGUCAAGAUAACUGUAUACGAUGCUCAUCCUAUGACAGUUGCUCAGUUUGUAAAUCCGGCCUCUAUGGAUCAUAUUGUAAGAAAAAUUGCUCAGCUGGUUGUAUAAAUACUUGUCAUAUUUUAACUGGAAACUGUGACUGUUUUCCUAAUUUCGCUGGGGAAAGAUGUGAUAGAUGCAAAGCCGGUAAAUACGGAAAUAUGUGUAAUCAACAAUGCUCUGCGGGAUGUAAAGCAGACGUUUGUGAUAAAGAUUCCGGAGAUUGCACGGACGGAUGUGUUAUAGAUAUAAUCACUGGUGAUAAAUGCGACGUAUGUUCAGCAGCCUUAGAACAAUCAAACCAGUUACCAACAAAGACAUUCGCUGCACUUGGAACAAUUCUGGUUUUGUCUAUAAUUGGUAAUAUCGUACUUUUGGUGAUCUUAGUUCGUCUAAUACGUCGAAUCAGGGUUUUUGAUAAUGACAACACGACAGAACAGCAUUAUGAAAACACUGGUAUCAAACUGGAAAUAGGACAUUCGGUAAAUGUUAUUAACACUUCCAGCCAAGCAAUAGCUUCUGACAGAGAUAGUUUUGGAAAGGCGGAUGAUUAUGAGCCAGUAACUGUUGGAAGUAUUAGAGAUAGUUAGAUUAAUCUUAACAUUAAACAUUGAUAUUAUAUGUACAUUAUCUGUAUGGACUUGAUAUUUAAGAGUAGAGCAAUUAUUGUAUAGCUUAAUAAUAAUCUCUGUUCCCGAGAGUAAUACCAAUGAUUAUUUUAGUCGUACUUUAAGUAGCAGAAGAUACAUAUGGACAUUUCCGACCACAUCAUUGAUUGUAUUAAUGAAUGAUUUAUACAAAAAUUUGAUAUGACAUUUCAAUCGAAUAUAAAGCAGUUAUCCAUGCUAUAAUUCCUCAUAUUCAACUUUGUUUUAUUUGCCUUUAUUUUAUGAUAAUUUCUAAUAAGCAACUGUAAACAAAAACGGGUAAGCAAUUAAAACAAAUAACAAUACAAUUAAAAUAUUCUUCAAAUGAAGGUAUUUUAAAUUAAUUAAAAUGAAUGUAAUAUAGGUUACGUUGUCAAAAGUACGUUUGCAAUUUAAGUAAAUCAUAUGUUACCAAUGGUUUGCACACCAAAUGUACCAUUAACAUUUCACUAUGUUUUUGUAAACAAAAUACAAUUGUGUUCAAUACUAAGGACUUUAGCAAUGCGAAAUUAGCCAUUUUGUCAUAUGAAUCGUAUAUUGUAGGCAAAUUAAUUUCUCAGAAAAUGUUUCUAUAGCUUUUGUUGUACAUGACAACAUGAUUUUUCUAUUUUCUUUUAUCAUUUUGUAUAUCAAAUCAUUUUUUUUAUAAUAAAUUAUAUUUCUUGGGCAGGAAUUUUAUUCCUAGUCAUCGACAUGAGUACCAGUACUGAAAAUGUACAUUACUAAACAUCUACUUUUUGUAAAAAUAAUUGUUUAGCUUAAAUGUGAAAACUUUUAUAAUGUUUCACCUUGGAUAGACAUUUUUAUAUAUAGUUUUGAUAAUAAAAUGGUUAAUGUAUAAUAAAUUUAAUCCCACUAUUUGUUUAUUUUAUCAUAUUUUGUUAUAUACUUUUUUCCUUUAUUACCAAUAAUGUUUGUCUGGAAACAUUUUAUUGUGCACCGAUAAGACUGGAAACUGGGAGGCCUGAAAAUCUGUCAGUACAUGAAGGAACUUGUUUUUACUCUAUUGAUAUGGUAGAAGGUGAGAUAUGUGCUAUGCUAUAUUGUACGCUCUCUAUAUAUACAAUUCAGACCGCCAAAUGAAAUGCUUUAUAAAUAGUCUUUAAGAUACAUUAGUAGAAAUAUGUAGAAAAAUGAAUCACAG